Messenger RNA from Drosophila grimshawi, 676 nucleotides. It is a transcript of the gene RpL9, whose product is annotated as 60S ribosomal protein L9. The record is from RefSeq and is a predicted model, not a curated record. NCBI's taxonomy places the organism in Eukaryota, Metazoa, Arthropoda, Insecta, Diptera, Drosophilidae. Gene Ontology annotation, biological process: cytoplasmic translation. Gene Ontology annotation, molecular function: rRNA binding; structural constituent of ribosome. The coding region runs from base 50 to 622 and encodes 190 amino acids. The transcript is spliced from 3 exons. Gene Ontology annotation, cellular component: ribosome; cytosolic large ribosomal subunit.
CUUUCUUUUUUCAGCCUCUUUCCGGUCGGUCUGCAGUGUUGUCGUCAAAAUGCGAACGAUCAACUCGAAUCAGUGUGUCAAGAUCCCCAAGGAUAUCAAGGCGUCGGUGAAGGCGCGCGUGGUCACGAUCACCGGCACCCGAGGCGUCCUCAAGCGCAGCUUCAAGCAUCUCGCCCUGGACAUGUACAUGUCCGACAAGCGCACCCUCAAAGUCGAGAAAUGGUUCGGCACCAAGAAGGAGCUCGCCGCCGUGCGCACCGUUUGCAGUCACAUUGAGAACAUGAUCAAGGGUGUCACAUUCGGUUUCCAGUACAAAAUGCGUGCUGUGUACGCUCAUUUCCCCAUCAAUUGCGUUACGUCCGAGAAGAAUAGCGUGAUUGAGAUCCGCAACUUUUUGGGCGAGAAGUAUAUUCGUCGCGUGGAGAUGGCACCCGGCGUGACCGUGGUCAACUCCACCGCCCAGAAGGACGAGCUCAUCGUUGAGGGCAAUGAUAUCGAGGCUGUUUCCGGAUCAGCGGCGCUCAUCCAACAGUCAACCACCGUCAAGAACAAGGAUAUCCGUAAAUUCUUGGACGGUCUGUACGUGUCCGAAAAGACGACAGUUGUGAAGGUCGAAACCUAAUGCGCUUCACUUAAAAGUUUUUAAUAAUAAAGGAAAACGCUGAUGAAAACUUUA